AUGGCUUUAAAAGACCGCAUAACCUCCCUCCCCGGAUCCCUCCGCCUCAAGGGUAACGAAUCCAAACACGAACAAACAGACGCAUGGAGCAACCGCGACUUAAUCCCCUUACCACCCGAGCGCCGAACAUGGGGCUGGUUCAAUUUCUUCGGAUUCUGGUCUAUCGGAUCGUUGAAUCUGGCGAAUUGGCAGACGCCUAGCACUUUCUUAGCCAUGGGUCUUUCCGUCCCCCAAGCCAUGCUCAUCAUAGUCGUCAGUCGCAUUCUCAUUGCGGGUUUCUCGACGCUGAUUGCGUGGAUCGGACUCAAGUGGCAUAUUGGGUUCACGGUGCAGAAUCGGUAUAGUUGGGGGUUGAGGGGAAGCUUUAUACCGCUUUUGCAGCGGAUUAUGUUGAAUUUUAUUUGGAAUGCUGUGCAGUGUUGGAAUGGCGGGCGUCUCGUCGCUGUGUGUUUGACGGCAAUCUGGCCGUCGUAUGCUCGCAUGCCGAAUACGUUUAGUCCGAAUUUUCCAACUACAACGGAGCAAUUCGUAGGCUUCGUUGUCUUUUGGUUCCUUUCCACGCCGUUCCUGUGGCUGCGACCGGAGAAAUUCAAGAUCCCGUUCCUCAUCGUAUGCACAUGGUGCGGCGUCGGCAUGCUAGCGUGGAUGAUCUGGGCCCUGGCUACCGCAAAAGGCGUAGGUCCGUUGUGGAAUUCCGGGCAAAAUGUACCGGCGGGCUCGGAAUGGAAUACCUCGUGGCUCAUCAUGGCGGGGAUUAACCAGAGCAUCGGCGGUUUGGCGGCGGGAAUUACCAAUGGAAGUGAUUUCUCGAGGUAUGCACGGAGAAGAAGGUCCUACCUCUGGGGUACUUUUGGCAGCUGUCUAGUCACUGGUGUACUAGUCUCCCUCAUCGGUCUUGUUACUGCUGCUGCCGGACAAAAGAUUUACGGCGAGGUAUAUUGGAACCCACCGGACCUACUCAUGCGCAUCAUGGAUAACGGAAACGGGUCGUCGCGGUCCCGCGCGGGCGUCUUUUUCCUAUCUGCUGGUUUCGCUUUCACCGCCAUGUUCGAGAACAUCUGCGGCAACGCCGUUGCGGGUGGCAUUGAUCUCGCUGGUCUGUUUCCCCGAUACAUUAACAUCCGACGCGGCGCCAUCAUCACCUUUGUGGCUGCAUGGAUUGUUCAACCCUGGCAACUGAUUAAUCGGGCUACUACUUUCAUCGCGGUGCUUUCGUCGUUUUCGGUUUUCCUGGCUCCGAUUAUAGGCAUCAUGGCUUGCGACUAUUAUAUUUUGAGGAACAGAAGGAUCCGCUUGACGCACUUGUAUCGAACAGAAAUGUCUGACUACUACUUCACCAAGGGGUUCAACUGGCGUGCUAUACCGGCGUGGCUGGCCGGAUGGGCUCCUACCAUUGGAGGGCUGGUCGUGACGGUGCGAGGAGAUGCGAAGCCACCAAGGGCUUUGGUGGAACUUUACUACAUGGCCUUCUUAAUUGGUUUCUUCAUCAGCGGUAUUCUGUUCUAUCUGCUAAACAUCCUCUUCCCCGUUGCCGACAUGGGCCAGAUGGAUCCCAUUGAUGUAUAUGGUACCUUUACCUUGGCUGAAGCAAGAAGAGUUGGUGUCACACCACUCGAUGACAGCACAAUAGUCGGAGAAGCGCUCGUGAGAGGAUCAUCGGGUAACGAUUACAACUUCAAGGGAAAGGACAUGGAAGUCGGUGUAACAAGUUAA
Bipolaris zeicola 26-R-13 is the source of this 1713-nucleotide messenger RNA. RefSeq lists its product as uncharacterized. Gene Ontology annotation, cellular component: plasma membrane. The transcript has 4 exons. Gene Ontology annotation, molecular function: nucleobase transmembrane transporter activity. The record is from RefSeq and is a predicted model, not a curated record. Gene Ontology annotation, biological process: nucleobase transport; transmembrane transport. NCBI's taxonomy places the organism in Eukaryota, Fungi, Ascomycota, Dothideomycetes, Pleosporales, Pleosporaceae. Bases 1 to 1713 code for a protein of 570 amino acids.